This is a messenger RNA of Exophiala oligosperma, 1815 nucleotides long. RefSeq lists its product as uncharacterized. Gene Ontology annotation, molecular function: flavin adenine dinucleotide binding; monooxygenase activity. The record is from RefSeq and is a predicted model, not a curated record. The transcript has 3 exons. NCBI's taxonomy places the organism in Eukaryota, Fungi, Ascomycota, Eurotiomycetes, Chaetothyriales, Herpotrichiellaceae. Bases 1 to 1815 code for a protein of 604 amino acids.
AUGAAGCCUGGAUACAACCUAGACAGCCUUCCGGGUACUUUGCCUGCCCGGCUGGUCCCAAACGACUCUGAUAUGGAAAUGCUCGAGGAGUUGGCCCAAAAGAUACUAGAAGAUGGAAAUCUCGACCCAAACACCCUGCAGGGUACGGCCCUUUGGAGGGAUCAUCUUGCACUGACGGGACAGAUUCGAACCUUUGACGGGGAUAAGAAGAUUGUGGAAGCAUGGAACAAUCAAGCUGAGUCAUUGUCGCCGUCCAACUUCAAGACCAAACCAGCGUAUAUCGCCAAACCUGUGCCGGGCAGCUCUUGGAUCGAAGUGCCAUUCACAUUUACGACUCACCCAAACAACGGACUAUUGGGAAACUGCACUGGUGCCGCCUCUUUCAUUCUGGACGAGGACGGGAACUGGAAAAUCUGGAUGCUGGUGACCCUUCUGGACAAUUUCGAAGGCCAUGGACACCCAGAUAUUCCACUCUUGACUGACAACUCAGUCAAUGUGAGUGGUAAUUCUGUCACCAACGGCGUGGAGUCCAACAAGGACAUGAACACCGAUGGUCAGUGCAUCCUCCAUGUUGUUGUCAUCGGAGCCGGGCAGUGUGGUUUGUCCAUGGCCGGUCGCGUCGGCGCGCUGGGUCUGAGUUAUGUGCUUCUUGAAAAACGCCCCUCGAUAGGACACAACUGGAUCGGGAGAUACGAGUCUGUGAGGCAGCACACGGUUCGCGAGUAUAACAACCUGCCCUUCGAGCGCACCUGGAACCCUACCGAUCCGUUGUUGCUUCCCGGGAAAAUCGUGGCAGAAGGGUUCGAGAAUUAUGUCAACAAGUACAACAUCAACCUUUGGACGAAUGCAGAGACCACAGGAGCAAAGUGGGUGGAAAAUGACCGGGUAUGGAAGUUGGAUGUGACGGUCAAAGGGCAAGAAAAACGCACAAUCGUCUGUCGACAUCUCGUUGUCUCGGUUGGUGCCGGCAUGAGUGUCGACAAGGAUCCAAACAUCCCAGGAACCGAGCAUUACCAAGGCAUUCUCUUGCAUUCAGGAUCAUAUAAACAUAGUCGGGAGUGGAUAGCAAAGAACGGCAUUGUGAUUGGGUCUGGCACAAUGGCGCAUGAUAUCGCCGAGGACAUGUACAGAGCGGGCUUGCGAUCUGUCUAUAUGAUUCAGCGUAACAGGACUUGCGUUUAUCCGAUAGAGUGGGUGAUAAAGGGCCAAUCUGGUCUCUACAACCUCGAAAUUCCAACGGCCGAUGCAGAUAUUAUGUCGGCAGGACGGCCUAAUAAGAUUUCACGCGACAUUGUCAAAAUCCAAUAUGACAUGGCCACAGAAGCCGAAUCUGAACGUUUCGAUGCUCUCGAGCAGGCCGGGUUCCGUGCCGAUCGUACAACACCAUUGAUGGACAACAUCAUGAUGCGGUACGGCGGUUACUAUAUUGACAUUGGGGCAUCCGCGCACAUUGUCAGAGGCGAGAUCAAAGUAAAAUCAGGCGUUCCAAUCACGACAUUCACACCGGAAGGUCUACACUUCCAGGAUGGGAGUGAGCUCAAGGCCGAUGUGGUAGUCAUUGCUACCGGACAGGAUCAUGACUAUCGUAAUCAGGUUGGAAAUAUCGUUGGUAAAGACUUCGCCUCGAAGCUGGGCGAGUUCUGGGGACUGGACGAAGAAGGAGAAAUACGCAAUGUGAUGAAACCAGCCGCUCCUGGAUUGUGGAUGUUUGGAGGUACCGCACCUCAGGCACGCUGGUGGUCUCGAUUCGUUGCCCUGGCCAUUCAGUCCGACAAAUUGGGCAAACCGCUUCAAUGUAUUCAGCUAGCCGGGUAG